GGGAAAGGGAUUUUAGUUGAUGGAUGACUAACUCACUACACUGAACUGAACUGAAUCUGUUCUAUACCUGCAAAGGAACAAACUCAGAAAAUAAAUUGAAGACGGCCAUGCUGUAACUUCUAAACAUGGUUUGCUUCUCAGAUUUACCUAAACUAAGACAGGUUUGCUUUAAGAAAUAGUGCUCCCUUCAGAACGGAAGAAUUUAUCUGCCUCUCAUUUGAUAGGGAUCAGAGCUACAAUGGCUAACUAAAUAAACAUGGGGGACUGGAAUCUCCUUGGAGAUACUCUGGAAGAAGUUCACAUCCACUCCACUAUGAUUGGAAAGAUCUGGCUCACCGUCCUGUUCAUCUUUCGAAUGCUUGUUCUGGGUGUAGCAGCUGAAGAUGUCUGGAAUGAUGAGCAGUCUGGCUUCAUCUGCAAUACAGAACAACCAGGCUGCAGAAAUGUCUGCUAUGACCAGGCCUUUCCUAUCUCCCUCAUUAGAUACUGGGUUCUGCAGGUGAUACUUGUGUCUUCACCAUCUCUGGUAUACAUGGGCCAUGCAUUGUACCGACUGAGAGUUCUAGAGAAGGAGAGGCAAAGGAUGAAAGCUCAGUUAAGAGUAGAACUGGAGGAGGUGGAGUUUGAAAUGCCUAGGGAUCGGAGAAGAUUGGAGCAAGAGCUUUGUCAGCUGGAGAAAAGGAAACUAAAUAAAGCUCCGCUCAGAGGAACCUUGCUUUGCACUUACGUGAUACACAUUUUCACUCGCUCUGUGGUUGAGGUUGGGUUCAUGAUUGGACAGUACCUUUUAUAUGGAUUUCACUUAGAGCCUCUAUUUAAGUGCCAUGGCCACCCGUGUCCAAAUAUAAUCGAUUGUUUUGUCUCAAGACCAACAGAAAAGACAAUAUUCCUAUUAUUUAUGCAAUCUAUAGCCACUAUUUCACUUUUCUUAAACGUUCUAGAAAUUUUCCACCUAGGUUUUAAAAAGAUUAAAAGAGGGCUUUCGGGAAAAUACAAGUUGAAGAAGGAACAUAAUGAAUUCUAUGCAAACAAGGCAAAAGAAAAUGUAGCCAAAUAUCAGAGCACGUCUGCAAAUUCACUGAAGCGACUCCCUUCUGCCCCUGAUCAUGAUCUGUUAGUGGAAAAGCAAACACACGCUGCAGUGUACCCUCGUUUUAAUUCAUCUUCUGUGUUUCAGCCAAAUCCUGACAAUCACAGUGUAAAUCAUGAGAAAUGCAUUUUGGAUGAACAGGAAACUAUACUUUCUAAUGAGAUUUGCACACUUAGUACUAGCUGUAGUCAUUUUCAACACAUCAGCUCAAAUAAUAACAAAGACACUGAUAAAAGAUUUGGAAAAGUUGUUAAUGGUAACCAGCUAAGGGAAAAAAGAGAAACCGAAGGCAAAGACAGCAAAAGGAGCCACCACUCUAGAGGUCACUGUUCUAUUCCAGGUGUUGCUAUAGAUGGAGAGAACUACAGGAGGCAGUCACCCCAAACAGCUUUUUCCUUGCCAGCUAACUGCGACCGGAAACCCCGGUGGCUUAGGGCUACAUGGGCUUUUUCUACAGAAGAUGAAAACCGGGGGUCACCUCCUAAAGGUAACCUCAAAGGCCAGUUCAGAGAGGGCACAGUCAGAACCCUUUCUCCUUCACAAGGAGAGUCUCAAUCAACUGACAUUCCAAAUAUUGCUGAUGCUUUGGGAGAGCUGUCCUUUGAGCCAGGGUUGGUCAGAACCUGUAAUAAUCCUACUGUUUGUCCUCCAAAUCACGUAGUGUCCCUAAGGAACAAUCUCAUUAGUAGGCGGGUUCCCACAGAUCUUCAGAUCUGAACAGCAGUUGGCUUUUAGACAUUUUAUAUAUUAUCAGAGAAUUAGCCUAGUGGUGGCAGACAAAAUAGAUAAGGGCCGCUCUAAAAACCAGCUGUUAAGAGAGACAACUGCAAACUCAUUUCAGCAAGGGAGAAACAGCUGGUUUUAGAUCGUGACGAAACAGUUCUAAAUUCAAAGACAUAAAGCUGCCAGAUCCGGAUUUUUUAAUGAUGUCCUUUCGAAUGUGUGUAACUGAUUUUGGGAAAAUCAUAUGUUCAGAAUUGAGGCUAAAUGGUUUGAUCAGGUUUUCUCUUUGAAGAGACCACAGCCUUAGGAAAUGGCUCUUGAGCUAUAUAAUUCCACCUUUUAGUUAUGAAUCCUUUAUCUUUGAACACUGGGUUAAUUUUGUUUGCCCUCAGAACACAAUCAUGUAGUUUCCUUCUAGAUCGGAUCCUGAUGUAUCUUGAGUAUAAUCAUAUGUUGCUACCUAGUAAAUAAAAUCUUUAAAAGA
Saimiri boliviensis boliviensis (Bolivian squirrel monkey) is the source of this 2297-nucleotide messenger RNA. The record is from RefSeq and is a predicted model, not a curated record. Lineage: Eukaryota; Metazoa; Chordata; Mammalia; Primates; Cebidae.